UGUCAUAGAUGCUGCGAUGGAUGAGAAGGAUGAAUCCAGCGAGGAUGAUGCUGAAGAGGACUCCGAUGGCGUGCACGACUCAAGGCCUGGCUCAGCGAGCUCCAGGCAGAGAGUUGCCGUGGCAAAUGAAGAGAUGUCACCAUUGGAAGUACAUUUUUCUCAGAUGAGGGCGAAUCCUCAUUUUCGAGACGGACGAUCUCUCGACAAGGCUAUCGAAGAAAUCGAGAAAGUGCCCUGGAGUGGAUCAUCUCCCAAGGAUGCAGAUAAGCCUGUGUGGCUACUGAAGGCUCCAUUUCCACCCAUCGAGGUCAUGAAGUGGCGAUGCAAAUUACGCGAUGAAGCGACAGGUCGACCCUUGGUGGACCCACAGACUGGAGGAGAGCUGCUCGAUGCAGAGGACCGAUGGUUCACACUGGACAAUCGACGUUUGUAUUGCUUGCAGAAGGUUGCUGUCUCCCUGUGGCCCGAUCGUGCAGUGGCUGAAGUGUGCUGUUUGCCGUCUACCAAGGUGACCAAAAUGCGACAGCUGAAGAAAUUCCGUACUUUGGAUCGUGGCUGCACCAUUCUUGUGGGCAACAGGGUUGGUGGACCUAUGCUUGGCCGUUGGUCAUGGCGAGAAACUGCUGGCAUUCAGGAGCCAACCCCAGCUGAGAGCAAGGUCCAAAUCAACCGCCGGCGGCCACGGCGAGAUUAUGCGCAGGAACAGGCGUCGGCGCUUGCGAAGCAACACCGGCGAGAGCGAAGGGAUCGGUCCCAGGCGCAGUCGGAGGAGGAGAACUGGCUGAUUUCUUGGCGAGGGAUUUUGGCCUUUGUUCUGGUGUAUGUCUUGGUUCGAUGUGUCGUACGGAUCUUGGCGGUCUUCCGGGCCAACUUCCUCCAGUGAGUCGUGUUUUGCACGCUCUGGGUGAAAAUCAUUUGUAGAAAGAUGUAGAAAGUGUGUGUGUGUGUGUGAAAAGACAAGGCAUGACUUGGCAACAUUGACUCAAC
Cladocopium goreaui is the source of this 987-nucleotide messenger RNA. The record is from the annotation of a GenBank genome assembly. NCBI's taxonomy places the organism in Eukaryota, Dinophyceae, Suessiales, Symbiodiniaceae.